UUAUUGUAGUGGUCUCACUGUGUAAGGAGAGCUUCUGUGUUUUGUUUUUUUUUUUCGAAAACUUUCAUUUCGAAAUAAAUCAUUUUAAAUGAGCAAUGUCUAAGAGACAUGUCGCUUAUAUAAAACCAGACGAACCUAGUUUUCUUAAAAAAUUGAAAAAAGAGGCCGGAUAUAUCGAAGGACCUACAGUAGAUACUAAACGUGAACGAUACGGAAAUAUUUCCGAAGAAGAUUUAUUAGAUACUGAAGAAGAACAACCUACCGUUGUAGUCCUGAAAACGGGGGAUCUAACAGUAGAAGAAGCCAAAUUCGAAGAAGAGAGGUUAAAGAAACGUAAGUCUAUAUUUUGAUUCAAAUUUAACUUUAACGUGUCUCAUUCACUUAAUAUAUUAGAUAAUACGACGUUUAAAUAUCAUUAUAUAUGUAUUUAAAUUUGUUUUUGUGAGUAUUGUUGAAAAAUAUCUCGUCAGCAGCUAGACGACAUUUACGACGUUGCCGAGUUUUGCAGUGAAAAAAUCUUUAAAUAUGUUGGAUUUUCAUUUAGUUGGAAAUUAGUGAAAAUAUCUAUAAUUCUAUAAUAUUUAUAAUUUAUUGAUCAUUGAUAGUUUAAAUUUCAGUAAAAAUAAUCAUUUUAUAUCGUUUUAUUGUGUACUAAUUGAUGGAUAAAUAAAUUCAUUAACAACCAUGCUAUUAAUUAUAUUUUGUUUUAUAUUUCACAUUUUCGAUUUUUCCAUUACUAUAUCGACGAAUUUUAUCGAAGUUACGUCAUAUAUGUCAAAUUAAAAAAUUCAUAUUAAACAAAUUUUCAAUUAAAAAACGAAUCAUUAGUUUCGCAGAUUAUAAACAAGAUCGUGCAACGGUGUAAUUAUGUUUCAAUAGAUUGCCGUAAUUCGGCCAUGAUCGUUAUGCGCAAUCGUAAUCGAAAAGCGCGAAUACAAACCCGCCAACUUUUCAUAUUUCAAUUUAACGCAAAACUUUGGAAUCACAAAUUUAUUUUGAAAAUUAUUUCAUGUAAAAAAUAAACCAGCGACAGGAUUAAUUUAGUAAGGAAUCGGAAAAAUAAUGGAUCUCGAUAUUUUGUUGUAAAUAUAACGCUUACACAAUUUUGUAAUUAAUUUUUCUCCACGUCGGAUAGGCUAUCAAAACGAGACGGGCUUACGCGAUACCACGUCGUCAGAGCGGUAUAGCAUAUUUUGGACACGUGAUCGUUGGAGCUCGUUGUUAAGACUUUGGAAAGGUGCUUACUCCCCUUUUUGACGAAAAUGGUUUGGUCUAUUAUACGGAACGGUAUUUUGCUUCAGCCUGGCUGGCAGAUAAAAUUUUCUUCAGCCGCCAUAUUUAAUAAAAUUGCGUUUUAUGACCUUUACAUAUAUUUUUUUUCAAGUAUAUCUACGUGAGGAUUUUUUAAGAUUUUUUUUUGGUAAAAAAUUUUAGAUACAUCUCAAUAUAUUUUUUAAAUGCAUUUAUGUCAGAUCUAUACAAGGUGAUUCAAUAAUGAAUUGUAGAUUUUAGGAUAAAAAGUAUGAAGUAUAACAUUUUCACGUAUACAGGGUGUAUGAAAUUUUAAUUGUAGUAUUUCGAAUAACUUUUUGGUGAUUUUAACGCGUUUUCACGACUUCUAUUUGAACUAAUCAAUUUUUCAAACUUAUCAUUUUCUAUUUGUUGUUUGUACUAUUUAAUUUUGACACCCUAUAAUUCACGAAACGUUUCAUUAAUUCGAGUUGAUUUCUAACAUUUCUAAUUUCGUCUAAUUUUUGUGUAGUUUUCUUAUCAAUUGAACACUCUGUAUCACGUUAAUGAUUUUAUUAUAGAAAAAGA
Molecule: messenger RNA, 1818 nt
Organism: Diorhabda sublineata
Lineage: Eukaryota; Metazoa; Arthropoda; Insecta; Coleoptera; Chrysomelidae
Exons: 2
Coding region: 96-350 (84 amino acids)
Source: RefSeq, a predicted model, not a curated record